AUGCAAUUUUACACGUAUCCAUAUUUUCCUACUGGCUAUUGGCCUGGCGAAACUCCUUCCUAUUCUCAGGCCUUUGCCAAUGUCCCACAAUCACAAACUGUUUCGACAACAGUUGACAAUAGCAUGAAUUUAAUGGGUCGAUUAAUUGAUAAAACAAAACGGACUCCUGCCAUACGAACAAUAACAAAUGAAAAACCUCCACAAUCAAUAGUACCAAUACGAAUACUUGAACUAGACGCUAAAAUAGAAAAUCGUCCGACUAUAAUCGAUGAAAAGAAUCCAGCUGUUUUAAAAUAUCGAACACCACAUUUUCGAUCUACAGCUACUAUUCUAUUUCCUCCACUAGAAGACGGGGCACAUUGGAAAAUUGGUUGGAUUCAAUCAUGUCGACGCAUGGAUUUUUUAAAUUCAUAUGGCGAUUGUGGUUAUUCAAGUUGGGAAUUUCCUCAAUUAGUGUCUGGUCAAAAUCCAAUGAUAUCAGAUUCUGAUGGACGCAAUUAUCCAUUUUAUGGUUCCAAAUCUGAAGUAAGCGAACUUCAUGGACCAUGUCUAGAUUACCAAACAAUAAAAGUUAUUAUGAAUGAUAAUUUUUAUCCACAUAUAACAUGGGAUAUUCCCACAAGUAAUGAACGUUUAUUACGUUUAACAAAUGUAAAACGUCAUCAAAGUUUUUAUACAUGGCUUGUUGCAAUGAAUGUUAAAACUGGUUCAAUACUUGUACUUAAAACAAUAAGUUGGCAAAUGAACCUUGAAAUAAACGUUGAUCCAACGCAAGCGCAAGGCUCACGCGCAAUACUUAUUUCUGAUCCAGCACCGAGUCAACCGGAGAUUCUCAAACAAAAUAUUCGAAUCCCGACGUGUGUUCUUUACCCUCCAAAUGCAAAUAGUGCACAAAUUCUUGUUUGGCAUCCCGGUUGCCGUGUUGGUGAAAUUAGUAAACAACCUGAAAUUGUUGUACCUCCACGAUGCUUGUCUGUCUUACAUCAAAAUCCAUAUUAUGAUCAUUAUAUUCGACAUAAAACGCAUACUUCUAUUCAAAAUAAACUGAAUAGCGGAAGUUCAUCAUCAUCAUCAUCACCGUCUUCUGAGAAUAAAACUAAUUGUUCACAAUCAUCAACUACAAAGUCUUACUGUCGUCUCAUAUUUCCUCAAGUUUCUACUUCGAAGUCAUCUUCAGUACCGGGUAACCGUUGUUGUAACGAUCUGAAACAUAUGCUUGACGAUCAUGCUAGACUUGCUCAAGGUGUUAUAGUUCGAUAG
Rotaria socialis is the source of this 1260-nucleotide messenger RNA. Lineage: Eukaryota; Metazoa; Rotifera; Eurotatoria; Philodinida; Philodinidae. The record is from the annotation of a GenBank genome assembly.